AUGGCAGCGUCUCUAUGGAAGAGCUAUGAGUUUAACGAGGAUCGUCCCGUGAAGCCUCGCCGUUUCGGCGUCACCGAAAUUCCAAUCCCCAGUUUCACUCCCUUCUCUCACGACCUUCUUCAGGAUAUUUUCGAAUCUAGGGGGGAUUAUGUUGAUGGGUUGAAGUUUUCUGGAGGUUCUUACAGCUUGAUGCCAAAGGCUACUAUCAAGCAAGUGAUUGACCUAGCCCAUCAGCAUGGCGUUUAUGUUAGUACGGGUGAUUGGGCCGAGCACAUGAUUCCCAAAACUCCAUCGGGUUUCAAAGAAUACGUGGAGGAAUGCAAGCAUUUGGGGUUUGACACAAUCGAGCUCAAUGCUGGCUCACUUGGGAUUCCUGAAGAAACCUUUCUGAUAUUUGUCCGCUUGGUCAAAAGUUCUGGUCUGAAAGCUAGGCCUCAUUUUCAAGUGAAGUUUAAUGAGUCAGAUAUUCCCAAAGGUGGUGAUAGGGCCUUUGGAGCUUAUAUUCCCCCAGAACCUAGAUCAUCUGAAUUUGUAGAAGAUGUGGAUCUCUUGAUCAGAAGGGCCGAGAGAUGUCUAAAGGAAGAUGCAGACAUGAUAAUGAUUGAUGCUGAUGGUGUCAGCAAACAUGCUCAUAACAUGCGUGGGGAUAUUGUUGCCAAGAUCAUAGGGCGACUUGGUCUUGAGAAGACUAUGUUUGAAGCAUCAAAUCAGAGAAUCUCUGAGUGGUUCAUCAAACAAUAUAGUCCAAAGGUGAACCUGUUCAUUGAUCAUUCGCAUGUGCUGGAUGUGGAAUGCAUCAGGGGACGUAACUCGGGUAGCAAUCAUGCUUUUGUCUUUGGCCCUUCAUCUUUUUCUGUUCUAAAGUGA
Messenger RNA from Sphenostylis stenocarpa, 867 nucleotides. The record is from the annotation of a GenBank genome assembly. Lineage: Eukaryota; Viridiplantae; Streptophyta; Magnoliopsida; Fabales; Fabaceae.